Molecule: messenger RNA, 1513 nt
Organism: Acanthochromis polyacanthus (spiny chromis)
Lineage: Eukaryota; Metazoa; Chordata; Actinopteri; Pomacentridae
Exons: 6
Coding region: 409-1458 (349 amino acids)
Molecular function (GO): nucleic acid binding
Source: RefSeq, a predicted model, not a curated record
UUACAGGCGUAACAUAACAUCUUCAAGACUUCAUAAAAACUUAAGGAACAGAUACUUAUGGUUUUUGAGUGAAUUUCGAUCCGAGUUUUGAUCGGUAAAACUUACGUUUUAAAACGAUUUUCUGACAGUUACAGCCAUUGUUAGGGAGACGCCAGCGUGUCGUCAUUUGUUAUGGUCACGUGGUACAAGACCGCUGCUUGUUGGCAAGAACCAGCAGUAACAUAACGGCUUGCUACGAGAACGGUAUCGGGUUUGAAACAAAUACGUAAAGUUAUCGCUUUUCAUGAAUGAAAUUGCACAUGUAUUUACCACAAUGGUAAUAUCGUGUGUGGUUGUUGGUUGUACGAAGCGUUUUGAGAAGGUAUCAGGCUUGAAAUUUCACCGAAUACCGAUUUCAGGAGAGAGAAGAUGGCGGUGGCUUCAGCCAUCAACAGGAAAGCAGCAGAGAUCGUAUUUGUGGCUCCCACUUUUCUUCAGACAGGAGCACAGUAUGGAAGGCGAAUGAUGACUGGUUACCUGUCUUCAAAAGGAAUCCAAGCAUCUGAGGGACGUGUUGGUAGUGUCUUGAGACAAGUUAACCAACCAUAUCAUGCUGAUCGUUGUCUGAGAUUGAGGAACCUGAAUCCAGUGCCGUACAGUGCUGAAUACAUGGGUCACAAACUGCACUUGGAUCAAAAUGAAAAGCUGGUGAUGUUUGGGGUGACACAUGUCCUCGCUGUAGAUGGUUUCUCCAGCAAAAUUGUCAGCCAUUCAACAAUGCCUGUCAAAAACAACCUGACAAUAUAUCAAGAGGUGUUCAGAAAUGCGGUCCUGCAGUACGGCAUGUGGGACCAGAUCCGUGUAGACCACGGAAAAGAGUUCUACUUGACCCUCUUCAUGCAGGAGAAACUGGCAAGCCACAGAAAUAACACAGUGAGGCAGCCAUAUUUGCAAACGGCGUCAACACAGAAUCAUAUUGUUGAAAGGAUGUGGGCAGAAGUCAACAACAGAGUGAACUACCCACUGAAAACGGCUCUCCUCCAGCUCGUAGACCAGGAGGAACUUGACAUGGAGGACAACGUGACACGAUACUGUGUCUCCACACUCACAUGUCAGGUAGCAGAGCUUGGACUUGGUCGGAUGGUGCAGUCCUGGAAUGCACACAGGAUCCAAGGAAAAGGUUUUCCAAAUCAACUGGCUCUGGGUGGAUGCCCAAAGAAACUGCCGGCAGAUUGUUUGCCAGAGGCUGCAGAAGCUGCACAAGCUUACCGCCAGGAAGUGGGGUCAUCGCUGACGCAAGUCUCCCUUUUUGGGAGAAACCCAUUCUCCACAGCUGAACAACAAACAGCAGCUGAAAAUGAAUUUGCACAGCAAUACUUGGACAUUUCUGUGCUCUACGACAAUGCUGUGAACAACAAUCCGACCAGUUAUCAAAGCGGGAUCAAGGACCUCAUCAACAUUGUAAAGAGAUAUGUGUAGAGAGAUCUGAAACGUCACCAACAUUUUUGUAACAUAAUGUUCUUCAUAUAUUUUU